Molecule: messenger RNA, 2651 nt
Organism: Petromyzon marinus (sea lamprey)
Lineage: Eukaryota; Metazoa; Chordata; Hyperoartia; Petromyzontiformes; Petromyzontidae
Gene: CCP110
Product: centriolar coiled-coil protein 110
Biological process (GO): ciliary basal body organization; regulation of cytokinesis; centrosome duplication
Cellular component (GO): centriole
Source: RefSeq, a predicted model, not a curated record
GGGGUCACGCAUCCACCGGCCUGGGUGAAAGUGCGGCUGGGCAGGCUGAGGCUGGAGCGGAGAGCAGAGUGGCGAUGCUGUCCGGCCGGGUCUCGUCGCGUCUGGCGAGCCAGAGAACCUCAAGCCGACGUGAAGAGGAUCCCCGGGCCGCCUGAAGCCCCGCGUAGGAGGACGAGGAGGCAGCCAGCGUGCGGGGCAGUGUGCAUCAUGGAGAGCUAUGAGGAGUUUGUAAGCCAAGCCCUGGCCAGGAUCUCCUUCCAAGCGCCGUACGACCCGGUAGAGAGGAGCCCAGGAGAGAGGUGUCUCGGAGAAUGGCGUCCAACUCCGACGAAAUCGACCGUACAAUUCCUGGGGAUUCCCAUUCUGCCCCCGCUGCUGAGUUCAGAAAGCAGGCACACCAUGCGGAACCUUCGAGCUUCAGCCCUCGGCGUUCAGAGACGCAGAACGCGCGAUCAGCGGUCGCCCAGGGAGAACGUGUGCAGGGUUUUCAUCUCCGCCAAGGAGAACGUCAAAUCGCAGAAGAGUAGCCAUUUAAACGACGUGGCUUGUGCCAAAUACGAUGAACGAGCAUCGCACGCAGAAGACAGAUUGCACACGCACGUCGAUAAUGAAGAGAAAGAGUCACCUGCGAAGGAAACGUUGCAACAAAGCCACAGAAAACAAAAUGAAGAUGAGCACCACGACACCUCACCCGCUGAGAUCAAACUUAGUUUGAGCCAUGAGGAGUCAAAGGACAGAAGGUUAAAACCCACCCAGGACUCGGCCACCGCACGCAGCAGCAACUACAACAACAGCAGUAGAGGCAACAAAGUCGGCAGCAGCAAUAGCAACAUCAGCAGCAGCACCACUGCAAAUUCACAACACAGUUUAAGGCGGCCUCAAACCAUAUCAUUUGCCAAGAACUGGACAUGCGAGCCUGGUCGCUCCAACUCGGAGGAGGGGCUGCCCCCGAACAAGCGCAGUGUCUCGCGCUUGAGCUCCAGCAGCAGUGGCUCCAGCAGCUCCUACAGCUGCCUGCCGAGCCCCAAGAUGAGCGGCAGCCCCUGUCCUGCCCUCGCGAGUCGUCCCGGCAAGGGCAAGAUGCUGCACGGAGACCGCUUUUCUCCACUGAACUGCUCGUACAACGUGGACGAGCCAUCGCCCGUGCUGCUAGCCAGUCGCUUGCGGGAAGUGGCGGGCGAUGGAGAAUCGGGGCGGCCCAGCUCCUGCCGAUCUUGCUCGGAUGCAGAGGUGAAACGCAGGCUGGAGUUUGGCGGCACUGCGUUGAACGGAGGCAAUGAUGGUAAUGGUAUCGGUGGUGGCCGGUGGCCAGUGAGCCAACACAGCAAUGGGAAUGCACGCGCCCCGCCAACGCAAACAACGCCCAGAUCAGCCUCAGGGAAGGUCACGUGCGCUGCAACCCCACCAUGGAAGCAGGAAUCGCUGAGCGCGUGGCCUCACUCGCAGGGAGGCCCCAUGCACUACUCGGCGAGGCUGGAGCCUCCUCCGACCUUCAGGGCCCUCCUGGCCAGGGCCGCCGACAGCCCCGGCUUGCGCCGAGCGAUUGAGGUCGUCACUGCCGUCGGGAAAGGAUUCCUGACGCGAAGACUCAUGCGGACAGAGAAGCUGCAGCACCUGAAGCAGACCGUGCUGGAUACGACGCAACUUCUGCAGUCGGUGCAGAGGGAAAGCCGGAUGAAGAACGGCAUCCUCUCCUCCCAAGACGCCACCCUGGAAACCAGACUUAAUGCCCAGCUCCGAGCAGCACUCACGGAGAUACACGAGAUCUUCCACGGCGCCGCAGGGUCCGUGAGAGCGCGCAUUCUGCACAGGGACCGCGAGCUGCAGAAGGAGAGGAGGCUCAGGGAAUUGGAAAAGGGCAAAGGUCAACUCAGCAAGGGGCCAGCCUCGCAGAGGCCACCACUCGAGAGGAGCCGCCAACAGACGAAACCUGUUGUGAGCAGACCUACGAAACCCGCCACUGCCAAUCAACAAAAGGUGGUCCGGGGAAGAAGUGGAGAAAGGAGACCAAAUACGGGCAUUUCCAGAAUGCGCAACUUCGUUUACUGAAAAUCAUCUCGCACCGCACACCUCCCUUGAGUCUGGAUACAGACAUUGCGGCAAUAGCGAAGGCACGACACCAUCAGCCUGUUUACAACACAAGACAACAUAGGUGUAAAUGCAACACACCUCAAUAUUCUGUACAGAAACAGAGGACAUGUUUAUUAGAGGGAAGCAAAUCGGCCAUAGAAGAAAAACAAGGCACCGAGAUUGGACUUGAAUGGGGGCAGGCAGUUGAUACCACAAUAAACUUCAGGGAGUUCCAGACGAUGGGCGCAACGGAGAGAAUAAGCGACUUCCAACUGAGUGAAUGUUGACUGGGGGCUUCGACAGAAAACGUUGACACUCGAACCAACACCGAGCACCAGCCUGCGUGCCCAUAGGAUAUCGACAUGACUUUAGGCCAGCUGCUCAAAGAGAAUGCACAUUUUGUCGGCCGUGCAGGCCCGUUGCCACGUUCACCUUUCAACUGAACGACAGUAAUCACUCAUCCGGAAAUCCCUACACGCACACAAACACAGCAUCGGUGAGUUUAACACGUAGGCUUUCGCGACCGAUAUUAUUCAUUAAGGUGUUUGGGUUAGAUUGCGUGAAUGUCGUAAAUCUUGUCG